AUGCCCACGAGACCAUUCAUGGUAACGGGUGUAGAUUACGCCGGCCCGUUUCAACUUCGAGAAAGUCGCCGACGCGGACGGUUCCAUGUAUCAAAGAGCUAUGUGGCCUUAUUCAUUUGUUUUAGCACCAAGGCUGUGCACUUGGAAGUGGUGACAAGUCUCACAAGUGAGGCAUUUAUAGCAGCGCUGAGUCGUUUCACGGCUAGACGUGGACUAUGCGCACAACUAUUUUCCGACAAUGGAACGAAUUUUGUAGGAGCUUCUCGAGAGCUCCAGGAAGUUCAAGAAUUUCUAGAGAAAACAGAACCAGAGAUAAAGUCUUUUUUGGUCAAACAAAGGAUCAAUUGGAGCUUCAUUCCUCCCAGAUCUCCUCAUUUUGGAGGGAUAUGGGAGUCGGCCGUGAAACUUAUGAAGCGGCAUUUGUACACGAUUACUCAAGGAAAGGUGCUUACCUAUGAGGAAUUCAAUACUUUAGUGGCUGAAAUUGAAGCCGUUCUUAACUCACGUCCUUUAACGCCAUUGACCAGUGAUCCAUCAGAUUUUAACCAUUUACAGAAACUACGUCAACAGUUAUGGCAGCGCUGGCAACGAGAGUACUUGCAGGAAUUGCAAAAGAGGAGCAAAUGGUUUGUUUCUGACGCUAAUGUUGGAGUGAACACUCUCGUUCUACUCAUCGAGGAUAACGCUCCCCCCUUCAAGUGGCCACUGGGUCGAGUGGUUGCGGUGCAUCCCGGCGCGGAUGCUAAAGUUCGAGUCGUGACAGUCAAGACAUCGACAGGGUCCUACAAGAGAGCUGUCAAGAAGAUAUGUCCAUUGCCCUUGUCAAAUGACCAUACUAUGUAUUAA
Solenopsis invicta (red fire ant) is the source of this 846-nucleotide messenger RNA. RefSeq lists its product as uncharacterized. The record is from RefSeq and is a predicted model, not a curated record. NCBI's taxonomy places the organism in Eukaryota, Metazoa, Arthropoda, Insecta, Hymenoptera, Formicidae. Gene Ontology annotation, biological process: DNA integration. Gene Ontology annotation, molecular function: nucleic acid binding. Bases 1 to 846 code for a protein of 281 amino acids. The transcript has 2 exons.